GCUUUAGGUCACCAGAGGUCAGCAUUGCACGGUUGCACACUGUUGCUCUCAAACGGGAGAGCUCUGGCAAUGGCGUGUAAAUCGUAGGAUAUACUGCACACCGUGAUGUUUUAAUAUAUUCACAAAUUUAUUUUAUUUUAAAGGGUGAUUACUGUAGUCAAGUCGGUGCUGGGUCAGAUUUACGGACCAGGUUUCUUGGAUGAGCUCCGCAGUGGUUUGGGAUGCGCAGUGCGCCUCUGUGCCGCCGCUGACUGGGACUGCUGCAGUGUAAACAAGACUGUCCGAGGCUGCAGCUCCGCUGUCUGUGGGCGAUAAGACACUGUACCAAAGAUGGACUUUGCCGCUGAGGGAAUAUCAGCUCUCUCUCGAAUCUCAGGGAAAUGACAGACAACCAGGAAACCCCCGAUGCUGAGGACACGGCUCCGUCUGGGAGCGCGACCUUGCCGCCGCUCCGGCCGCCCUGCGAGCGCCUCUCCUGCCAUAAGAGCAGCGUGUGCUCCCGCUCCUACUUCGUGGUAGUCAUGGUAUUUUUUCACGUAUACAUCAUUAAUGUUAUUGCACUGCUAUUUUACGUGCACUACAGCAGCGGACAGGAAGAUGCCAACCGGAGUCGUGAUACUCCCAGCAGUAAUCACCAGCGCCCCGAGUCGGGACGUCCGCCAUCUAAGCCUGAGUUCCUGCGUGAUGUUUCCUUAACAAGAAUCGAGGGAAUACGGGUGGGACAUGUCCAGAAGGUGUCACUGGUGCCAGGCAAAGUGCAUGAAAUGCGCACUCUGAGUCUGAAACCUUUGCUGUUUGAGAUCCCUAACUUUUUGUCAGAGGAUGAGUGCCGUGUUGUGAUGCAACUUGCACAGCUCAAGGGUCUGAUGGAGAGCCAGCUGAUGGUGCAAGAUGGACAGGAGGAGCUGGCCAAGGAGCUCAACCUCAGCCCAGAGGAGAUCUUCAACCUUCUUGAUAUCAACCAGGAUGGACAGUUGCAGCUCCAUGAGAUACUGACUCAUUCUCGAGUGAGGGACGGCAUCUGGCUCACACCGGAGAAUCUGCGAGAAAUCUAUGCUGGGCUGAAAGCUGACAAGGAUGAUGAUGGUUUGCUGAGUCUGGAGGAGUUCAGGCUUCUGAGCAAUGAUGCCUUCCAGCGCUUCCUGAUGCAGCAAGGGGUAAAGAGGAGUCAGCUGGUGAGAAACAGCAGGCACACAUGGCUCUACCAGGGCAAAGGAGCACACCAGGUCCUCCAAGACAUCAAGACGAGGGUGACUCGCCUCACUCGGCUUCCACCCACAUUAGUGGACCUCAGUGAGCCUCUCCAGGUGGUUCGCUAUGAGGAAGGAGGACACUACCACGCCCACCAUGACAGCGGCCCUGUGUAUCCUGAAACAGCCUGCACACACACGCGGCUUGCAGCCAACAUCUCCACUCCUUUUGAGACAUCUUGCAGGUACAUCACAGUUCUCUUCUACCUGAACUCUGUUGAGGGGGGUGGGGAGACCGCAUUCCCUGUGGCAGACAACAGGACCUAUGAUGAAGUGUCUCUCAUACAGAAUGACGUCGACCUUUUGGACACCAGAAGGAAUUGUAAGAAGAGUAACCUGAGGGUCAAGCCUACCAAAGGGACAGCUGUUUUCUGGUACAACUACCUUUCCGAUGGAAGAGGUUGGGUGGGAGAGCAAGAUGAAUACGCUCUGCAUGGAGGCUGCAUGGUCACCCAAGGCACUAAGUGGGUCGCCAAUAAAUGGAUCAACAUUGAUCCAGAUUACCAGCGGCAGGCGCGCUACCAACAGCUGGUUUCACAGCAGCCAGAGGACGAAGAUGACGAAGGUCUGACUCUGAACCCGGACAUACAGAGUUCUGAUAUCCAUCAAGACUUGUAGCUCAUAAACCAAAUUU
This is a messenger RNA of Larimichthys crocea (large yellow croaker), 1884 nucleotides long. RefSeq names its product prolyl 4-hydroxylase, transmembrane b (gene p4htmb). Gene Ontology annotation, molecular function: iron ion binding; procollagen-proline 4-dioxygenase activity; L-ascorbic acid binding. NCBI's taxonomy places the organism in Eukaryota, Metazoa, Chordata, Actinopteri, Sciaenidae. The transcript has 10 exons. Gene Ontology annotation, biological process: peptidyl-proline hydroxylation to 4-hydroxy-L-proline. Bases 381 to 1868 code for a protein of 495 amino acids. The record is from RefSeq and is a predicted model, not a curated record. Gene Ontology annotation, cellular component: endoplasmic reticulum.